Molecule: messenger RNA, 4266 nt
Organism: Plasmodium malariae
Lineage: Eukaryota; Apicomplexa; Aconoidasida; Haemosporida; Plasmodiidae
Product: conserved Plasmodium protein, unknown function
Exons: 4
Coding region: 1-4266 (1421 amino acids)
Source: RefSeq, a predicted model, not a curated record
AUGUUUGAUAGAGGAGUAGCCUCCCUUUUUUUGUUUCAUUUAAAACAAAAGGAUAAGAUAACAUUUUGUAAAUUUUCAACGAGGAAAACGCUUAUUUAUGAACACAUUGCUGAUGGGGAGGAUUUCUUAUCACAAAAGGGAAAAACAAUUUAUGCUCUCGUUAAUUAUACCUAUGUAAAUGCAAAACUUCGUGAAAUAAACCACUAUUUGAAGAGUAGUAACAGCGCAAAUAAUAACUCCAAUAUAAGUUACAAUCAUUUUUUCCAAAUAAGUAAUAACACUGCAGGCUUAGCGAAUAAUCAUAUUAGCAACGAUGCCAACGUAUAUCGAUUUAACGCAGUCGACAUAGUUGAGAGGGAUGACAGAGGUGAUAGGAAAGACAGGGAUGACAAUGUAAACACAGUUGGUGGAAUUCAUAGCAAUGACCACCUUGACCGAGCAGUAGAAAACUUAUAUAUCUUGUGUGUUAAGGGAAACAUAGAUGAAUCAGACGAAAGGAUUAGGCACUAUGUGAAUGUUGUAUUAAAUUACAUAAAUGAAUAUAUGGAAGAAGUAACAAGUGACAACUUAAAAAAUAAAGGUGCAGAAAAAUAUAAUGAGAAAAAAAAUAAAAAAUUUUUAAGCAUUAAUAGCUAUUUAUUGUUCUUAAACAUUUUAAGAGUACUAGAUAGAAAAAAAGAAUUUAAAAAUUUACUGAAAUUAGUUAGCCAAAAUAUUCACUUCUUAUCUAUAGACAUCGUUAGGAGGAUAGCUUUUAUUCACGAUUUAAAAAAAGAGCAUUCUUUUUUUUUUAAAGAAGUUUUAAAUUAUAUUUAUACUAUUAUACAAUGUAACAAUGAAUUGUAUUAUAGAGAAAUGCAAAAUGUUAAUAUAUGUAUAAAUAUAUGUACAAAUUUUUUUUUUGGGAAAAAAUAUGUACAGGCAAGGAAAAUGUAUGAUUAUGAAAUUAACGAAGAUAUUAUUUAUUUAUAUAAUAUAAAUUACAUUUAUAUAAAUCAUAUUAUCACAUUUAGUAAUAUCAUACACUCUGAAAAGAGUAUGUAUUAUCAAGAUGAAAUGUAUACAGGGAAAGAACUAGAUAUACCAAAAGACGACAAAGGAGAAGAAGAAUCAUCAAUGCAGAAAAAUCGUGAUAUGAUGUAUUUAUCCUUGUCGUCACAUGACUUUACAGAUAUGCACAAAAAAUUGAAUAAACGAUAUACCUCCAAUCUUAACAAAGAAGAACAUACGAAUGCAACAGUUAGUUUACACGAUGAAACUGUAAUGAUGACAAUGACAAAUAAAAACAAAGAUGCAACGUAUAAUUAUACCCAAAGAGAAAAAAGGAAUAAUAAAAUGAGUUCAUCUACAAGUAAUCAUAAUGAUGAUGAUGCAAAAGAAAUAUAUAAUUGCAGAUCAACUGAUCAUCUAAAUAUACGUACAACAUACGCGGAUGAUUUUAAUUUUAAUUAUUACAUGAUUGAUACAAUUUACGUUCUCUUUAAUUAUUACAUGAACUUAUCAGAAAAGAAAAAAAACGAUAAAAAUAAUCUUUCUUUUUUUUUUUUUUUACCGGACAUAAAGAAUAAUAUUAUGAAUAUAGUUUUGAAUUUUAUUACUACUUUAAAAGAUGAGCUAAAUAAAAACAAACAACUGAAAAAUAAGAAAAUAAUUGCCUCUUUAGAAAGAGUUUUAAAGCUAGGUUAUGCAUUUCAAGUACCGUUUAAGUUAGAGCCUUUCAUCUUCUACUAUUUGAACGUUUUGUUGGUCAGCAAAUUUGAUCUCUCUUUACUAGACAACAUAAAAAUAUUAGCUAUUUUUAGGGAAGUGCAUAAUAUGAAUAGGGGGAGCAACAUGAACAGGACAGGUAAAAUGGAAGUGGCAAAGGAAAGAAUAAACGAAGGGGAAAACGACAUAGCUAAAAGGGAAGAGGAAAGAGUAAACGAAGGGGAAAACGGCAUAGCUAAAAGGGAAGAGGAAAGGGUAAAUGAAGGGAAGAGUAUCACCUCUGAAAAGGUGGAAGAAGAAAAUACGAUUCUUCCUGAUGAGAUAGCCAAAAUAAAAAUAUACACAGGACAGGCGGAAAAAAAUCCCAAAAAAAAAAAAAAAAAAUUUGAUCUAUGUUCAUCAAGUCAAUUUAAUACAAAAUUAAGUAGCUAUAUACAUGCCCCUAACGAGAUGUACAACGCAAAUAGUUAUCUAUUGGAUAACAUGAUCAAGUUAGUUUUUGAUAACCUAAAAAAGUGUUUACAUACAUCAAAAGGUAGUGACAUAUGUAUGUUAAUACCGAUAGUUUAUGAAUUUCAUAAAUAUAUGGAUGAAGAGUUAAAAAAUAUAUUAACCGUUCAGGUAACAUGUAACAGAGACAAUAUAAAUGAAACGAACUUCAUAAAUAUAUUACGCGUAUUUUCAAAGAUGAAGUAUAAGAAUGAACUUGUUAACAAAUUUUUGUACAAUGUGAAAUAUUUGGCAAGUUACAAAAAAAGCAAUGGGUUAACAAAUGAGCAGAGCAGUGAUAACGAUUCUAUGCAGAACGUUUAUUCUUUUUUUUUUUCGUGUCCAAAAUUCUUUUUCCUGUUUUUUUAUUAUAAAAGUAAAAAUAAUUUAUUUACAUAUAAGGAUGUAUAUUAUGUGGAAAACUUUAUACAAAAUAGCUUUUUUGAAAUGAAUGUAAAGGAUUUUAUUUUUGUUUUAUUAAUUUAUUACAAGAACGGAAUAGUUUUACUACCGCAACUGCUGCUCAAAAUUUGUGCUAUUUUUAACAACGGGAAAAAGAUUAUAAAAAGGGAAGAGCUGCUAUUUUGUCUUUUUUUGCUCUCAAAAAAUUAUUACGCCCUAUCAAACAGUGCAAGUGGAAGAAUUGAUAGUAGUGGUAAUAGCGGUAGUUAUUACAGGGCCUUAGGGAAUAAAGAGGACAACUUUUUGAUGAAAAAAAUGAACGUGUUCAGGAAAAGCCAGUAUACUCAGCAUCACAUAGACUCUUUUAUAAACGUAAUUAAUGACAUUUUAUUGUACAUUUACGAUGAUAAGAUGAUAAAUUAUCAAGCAGACCUGAUGAAACAUUUACAAGAAGAGGGGAAUAUAAGAAAUACUGUUGAAGGGGAAGGAAAAAAAACGAAUGAUGGUAAGAACAAUGAGAAGGAAGAAGCUUAUUCUGAAGAUAUCAAAGUGAUCCAUCAUAAUAACACUUAUAUGGUCAAUUCUGAAAUAUAUACCUGUAAAAUGGACUUUAACAGGUUAAAAUUAAAUUUGAUAAUGAUGAAAAUAUUUUAUAACUUAUAUUAUUCCUUUUUCACAAUUCGUAAUGAAAAAAAAAAAAAAAAAAAAAAAAUUCUGAACAGUCAUCAUGAAAAAUUAUUAACUCAUUUAUUUUCAUGUUUUAAUAAUAAUUUUUCAAAAAAUGUAAACGAAAUUAAAUAUAUAUCCCCCUUAUUAUAUCAUUUUAGUUACCUUAAUAUUUAUUCUCCAUUUUAUUUUAAAAAACAAAUAUGUUACAUAUUAAAAAAUUGCAUUAUGGAUGAUCAGCUAGUAAAACAUAUAUUGCUAAGUCAUGUAUUUAUGAAACAGAAAAUAUCAACUGAAAUAAAAAAGUAUAUUAAGGAAUAUGUAAUUACCCAUUUUGAACAUUUUAGCAUGAAUCUUCAAGUACUGUUCUUUAAAUUUUGUAAUAAUUUUUUAAAUAUGAAAAAUAUAGAAAAUACAGAUGAACAAAAGGAUAGUUUGUUAUUCGAUCAGCUGCUAAAUAAUAUAUUUUUAAAUUUAGCAAAAAUGAAGCCAAACAAUUAUUUAGAUAUUUAUUUUACCAUAAGCAAUAAUAUGGUUAAAGAUAAAAAGUAUUAUAUUCAACUAUUUUAUUAUAUGAACAAGUGUGCUGAUCAUUAUACCGGUGAACAGUUAUUGCUAAUACUUUUUUACAUGUACAAGACAGGUUAUAGUAAACCAAAAAUACGCAAAAAAGUAAGAAAUUUAAUUUUGCAUCACCACAAGAAAAGACUAAUUAAUUUAAGCACCUAUAUAAAAUAUAUAUUGCCACUCGACGAAUUUGGUAUAUAUCAUUUGUUACCAAUUAAAUUUCAGCAGGUUAUUUAUGAUCAGCUCGGAGAGGAUGUGAAACCGUAUGUACGGCAGCCGCUGAAAAAUGAUGAGCUUAACAUAUUACGGUUAGCUAAAUUUUAUGAACUGUACAUAAAUAAAUUGAACCAGGAUUUUCCUAUAGAAACAACUGAACAGCAAGAUAAUGAAGAUGCGCCCAUAUAUAUCUUUGAACAAAUGGUUAAAAGUUAUUGA